GAUCGUCCGCGGCGACCAUUUUUCCGCCGUGGUGGUUUUCGGGGAAGACAAUUCAGCUCCAAGAGACCAUCCGCUAAUUCCGAAAACGAAAUUAAACGACCUAAGUUCCUGCCGUCAUCUCGCUGUACCACGUCAUCCCAACCCGAGUCUCUAGGGACAAACUUCACAAGCAGCCCAUUCCUGCACUCAAAAGCUCAACCAAUCUCACCUUUCGUCUCAACCUGUCCCUAUCCUGGAUGGUUACUUUAUUUUCCAACUCGUGUAUAUGAACCUUCCUCACAAGCGGCCAUAUUCACAAAGGUUUUCAUCGAUUUCUUCACUGAAACCCUCAAACAAUCUGGGUACGAUCCAACAAUCACUUCAGUAUUCUCACAGCCAGCUGACCGAUCCAAUGGAACACCCGUCGAUUGGCUUCGAGUCGAGUCACAGCAAGCGAUUUUGAUUGAUUGUCCCACAUUGUUACGAUCACCGCUCGUCAAACAGAAAUUCCCUGACCUAAAACGGGUUUUUGGAGAGGAUUCUGAAGAUGGGCCGUUGUCUACUGACCACUGUGACUGUGUGUUACAGUCGCUGGGUCUGGCGGUGCACACUUUAUGUUACAAUGCAGUGUACAAUACAGAAACGAAAAACGCAUUCUUCAAAGCUGAUUCUGACGACGCUGUUGAGAACCGUCAAUUGCCUUCUUACAUCGCUGGACGGGUCAUCAAUCACCUACCGUUCACAUCCCUUCGUAAACUACGCGCCCAUCAUUUGGGGCGCUUCAUUUCCGUCAAAGGCAUUGUUGUCAGAGUUGGACAGGUCGACCCUGUGUGUCAUCGCUUGGCUUUCGAAUGUGCCCAAUGUGGGACGAAGCAAAUUCUGAUCCUACCUACCGAUGGUCGGUAUUGUAUUCCCACGAAGUGUUCCACUCGUGGAUGUCGGUCGCGAAGUUUUGAACCGCUUCUAAAUCAUUGCGACACGAUGACCAUUGACACUCAGAUGAUUACCAUCCAAGAGGCAUGUGAAGACGAAGCAGAUGAUGGUCGUGGGAACACGGAAAAUACGGCAGUAUCCAGCCUCGGCCGUAGUCCGCGUUGCUUGAGUUGCCGAUUGAGCAGGGAUUUGGCUGACUCGUGUAUUCCUGGCGAUGUUGUCCACUUGACAGGAGUUGUGAGCCUACUCAAUGCGGAUGGUGUCGCUCCCGGUAUUUCCUCCUGGUGUGGCCGUCGUGGGAGUAACGUAUUUAGCCUUGUGCUGAACGUGAACAGUGUGGUGCGCGUCAGUGGCAGUGGUCCGGCAAGCGCAGCCAGUCUUCAUUGUUCUGAUGCUUCAGCAAGUGUUUCAGGCGGAAAUCGUGGCCUGCUUAUUAUCACUUCCUCAGAAAAUUUAGAUGACAGAGAGGACAAGGUUUCCGGACAAAUCAUUUCCAAUCUUGAUAGUGACUUUUCUAUCAAGGAUCUGUACGCGAUCCGGGAAAUCAGUGAACAGCCUCAUUUGUUCCGUCUACUAGUUGCCUCGCUCUGUCCCACCAUUUGUGGCCGUGGCCUGGUUAAGGCCGGUCUGCUACUCGCUUUAUUUGGUGGAACUCAGUCACGUAACCGAAGACGUCGUAGACUUAAGGAAAAACAGCGCAUACGCAGUCCUUCGCCCACCCAGGCAGGCGUGUCCUAUCGGAUCGAUGUAAACACUGUGUCGGGUGUCACUCACGAAGCUGAUAGAGAUUUCACUUUGGCUGAUGACUCCAGCUCGAGCAGCGAGGCCGAUGAAGACGAGGAAGUAUCACCCGAAGUUUCCGAUCCAGGAGAUGAUUUCGGCCCAAGACGCCGAGCAGCUUCUCAUGUGCUGGUUGUUGGUGAUCCUGGUCUCGGCAAAAGUCAAAUGCUACGUGCCACCGCAAGUUUGGCUCCUCGCGUCAUCUAUGUUUGUGGCAAUACGGCAACUGCAGCAGGUCUCACUGUCAGCACUAUUCGAGAGGGAAGUGGUAGCGGGGGAGGUUUCGGCCUGGAAGCAGGUGCCCUUGUUUUAGCUGACCAAGGCUGCUGUUGCAUUGACGAAUUCGACAAGCUUGCCUGUGAUCCUGCCGUUCUGUUGGAAGCCAUGGAGCAGCAGACCAUCAGCGUCGCACGGGGUGGUCUGGUGGCCAACCUCCCGGCCAGAGCUGCCGUACUGGCUGCUGCCAACCCUGUCGGUGGCCAUUAUGACUCUACACGUACCCUCGAAGAAAAUCUUCGUAUUCCUCCUGCAUUACUUUCACGGUUUGAUUUGGUUUUCGUCCUCCUCGACCGCCCGGACGAGACAGCGGACCGACUUUUGUCCGAACAUGUCACAGCAGUACACACGGGUGCGUGGAAACCUAGCAGUUUCGUUUGCACACCCGCGAGUCAACCCAGUUCCGAUCGAACCCCGAGACCCCAUAUAUCCACUGUUGACAUAGAUCCUCAGGCUCCCUUGGCUCAACGACUAGAGAUACGUGUGGGUGAGCGGGUUGAUUAUAUCCCUUCGGUCUUGCUGCGCAAGUACAUCCUUUAUGCACGAAAAUAUGUGAUGCCAAGGUAUCCACAAUUGACCUUUCUCACUUUUCCUAUAUUUAGUCUUUCGACAGCUGCUGCAAUGACACUCAGGGACUUUUACUUGGAACUGAGGCGCAACCGACAUGUGCGUGAUACGUUUCCCGUCACUGUUCGGCAGUUAGAAUCCCUCGUUCGUCUCACUGAAGCCCGUGCCCGCGCUGAACUUCGGGAAGAGGCCACGAAAGAGGAUGCACUGGACGUUUGUCAGUUGAUGCGUGCUACCGGUCUGGGAACUGGUCAUGUGGGUGGUACACCAGCCAAUGCGACAUUGAGUGAGAUUGCCAAAAGCAUUCCGGUGUCUCGUCGCGCUACAUCCGACUCGGGUCCGACGGCAGCGAAGCGUUUAUUAGCUGCGCUCGAGCUUGCUGCGCGGAACUCCAACAGUCGUCUUUUCACUCGCGCUGAGAUCCAGACGCUGGUCACUGGUCUAAGCUUGUCCGCGGGCAGCGUCGAUCCGCUGAUUGAUCGACUGAACGAUUCUGGCGCCCUGCUCAAACAAGGACCAACACUGUAUAAACUCGUUUAACUUCAGAUUGAUACGCCCUUCACGGAUUCCCUCGAACUGUCUUUCUCUUUACACAAUAUUCCUGCCUGUUUUUGUAACAGAAUUUUCUGCCAUGAACUGGCUUAUCGAUUCCACUAUGAUUCACGACUACAAAUUUGAGGGUAACACAGAGAAAUGAGCCUUUGCAAGACACGCUGAGUGUA
Messenger RNA from Opisthorchis viverrini, 3257 nucleotides. RefSeq lists its product as hypothetical. The annotation marks the transcript as partial. Lineage: Eukaryota; Metazoa; Platyhelminthes; Trematoda; Opisthorchiida; Opisthorchiidae. Gene Ontology annotation, molecular function: ATP hydrolysis activity; single-stranded DNA helicase activity; ATP binding. The transcript is spliced from 12 exons. The record is from RefSeq and is a predicted model, not a curated record. Gene Ontology annotation, cellular component: nucleus; MCM complex.